Molecule: messenger RNA, 1865 nt
Organism: Linum trigynum
Lineage: Eukaryota; Viridiplantae; Streptophyta; Magnoliopsida; Malpighiales; Linaceae
Source: the annotation of a GenBank genome assembly
AUGUUGUCAAGAAGCCAUAUGAUUAGUGCCCUCCCAAAAUUUUCUCAACCCUUUUGAGUGGUUCCCCACAAACUCAAAAAACAAAGGGUGGCAUUUUGGUAAAAUGGGGAUGAUACCAAAGUCAAUAAUUCAGAGUCUUUGAGCUGGCCAAGUUUAUAAGCCCCCCUCCUCUAAACCACAACUAGCUCUUAGCUGGUUUGUCUUCACCACACAACCAAAGGAAAGAAUAAAAGAAAACACCUCCAAAAGAGAGAGAGCCAAAUCAGAGCAUCUCAUCUCAAGCCAGCCAUUUCCUUCCACCUCAAAAACAAAACUCAGACGGAGAGUUGAAGGAGGAGCACCCGAAGAAGAAAGAAAGAAGAAGAAAAGGAAGAACCCAUUGGCAUAAGAGAGCCCUUCGAAGAAAGAAGAGGGGAAGAAGAAAGGAAGAAGUUGUUUUUCCACUUGGGUUUUGCUAAAGAUUUGUUCUUUUUGAGGUAUAGAGAUGGCCUGCAGCAAAUUGAUUUGUGUCACCUUCGCCAUCUUCAUGAUGCUGCUGGUUAACUUGUCCCCGGCAGCCGUUCAGGCGAGCGGCGGCGGUGGAGGGCUCGAAGGCUGGUUACCACUCAGAUCUUCAUCCGAAGGGUUGAUUUCUGAUGUAAUGGCUGCCGAUGGGGAAGAGUUCGCCAUGGAUUCAGAGGUCAGCAGGAGGGUUCUGCAGCAGCAGUCUGGCAGGUACAUCAGCUAUGGAGCUCUCCAGAGGAACACUGUUCCUUGCUCGAGGCGCGGCGCAUCUUACUACAAUUGCCGCGCUGGAGCUCAGGCCAAUCCUUACUCCCGUGGUUGCAGUGCCAUUACCAGGUGCAGAAGCUAAAAAAGUAAAGAAAAAAUGGAACUUUCCUUCUUCUUAACUCUUGUUUGUAACUUCUUUCUCUUUUCCUAUUUUUGGGGGUUUUCUACAUUUCUUCUUUUUUUAGAUUCGAUUGUCAUACCUGAUGAACAAGGAAAGAAAGAGAGUUGGGGAGUGAGAGAGAGCUCGUUGGUGAGAUGGGGAUGGGGGAAUAUUAUUGAUGGAAAUAUAUUGUUGUUGUUGUUAUAAUUUUACAGGUUCUCAAUUUGGCUUUUGUAAAAGAUUAUAUAGCUUCAUUGCUAUUCUUUGUUCUUCCUUCUAGUUUCUGGGUUUAGCUUCAUUCAUUUGCAGUCUUGAUGGAAAGAUCUUGCCUUUCCUCUCAUUCUGACAUUACGGAUUGCAUAGAUUCUUCUUUUCACUUUGGAUAGUUGGAUUAGGGAUUUGAUUUGGUGUCUCCCGGAUGGGGUUUCAUUCUGCUUCUCAACUGGUGAUUCAUUAGUUCUUUGCUUUCCCAACCUUCAGAUUCGAGAUUCAUUAGUUCCCUCCCAAUUGGUUGAAAUUAGGGAUUCAUUAGCUCCCCCCCAAUUGAUCUUGAACUAAGGACUUGUUAAGGUCUUCAAUUGGUUUUUAUGUGCUUGUCAAUGGUAUCUUCAAACUAGGGGUUCAUUAGUUCUCCAAGUAGUCUGCUAUGCAGGAAAGUUUGGUACUUUUAAGGGAGGGAGGUUCAAUUUGGGUCUCUUUCUCUUUUGGUCCCCUUGGUCUCAGAUUUUUUCAAGUUGAACUUUGUUGGAAGAGGAAAACAGGAAAAGCACUUCCAAGAUUUCUCUACCUUCUUCUUUCUUGCCUACUUUUUGGGUUCAGUGGAAUUCCAAUUCAGAAAUUGUAUGGGUCUCUGAGAGGGAAUCUCAGUACUACUGAAUACCCCCCUCUUCAUGUUCUUCAAACAAAAGGUGGCCAGGGUGGAACCAAAAGAAGACUCAAUCAAAGUUUGGUGACAGAUUGAUUUAGUAGUAGAGAAUAAAGUUAGACCAUAGGA